CAAUGAUUCAAAUCACAGAAGCAUGACUUUAUUUUCAUCCUCUCCAAUACUGCCAUCUGUUGGCCACACAGGUUGGCUUCAGCACCAUGUGGCCAAGGAUGAUGUUGUUGCAAAAAUAGAUAUUAGUCAGCCACAGCAUCUUUCAUUAGCCGUAGGCUUUGAUCUGCAUACAGGUUGCUAUGGAAAUUCCUUUAUCAAAAGAUUCUAUCGCUAUGGUAACACAGAAUUAGACAUUUUGCUAGCAAUCAAGCUUUGCUUUGUACUGUCAACACGACACAAGCCAGAUACAGCUGAACAGUCAAAACAACUGUCAACAAACAACCCAUCUGUCAGCUGCUUGAUUGAACAACGAUGGCAGAGUGGAGGGACUAUAUCAAAGCCACUCUGAAGGAGAAGUUUGUGGAGGACGUAGCCAUCGUUGGCCUGUACGACAACAAGGCCGUGUGGGCCUCCAAGCCUGGAGGUGUCCUGGCUGCCAUCUGCCCACCGGAGGUGGAGGCUCUGGUGGGCAAAGACAGAGGAAGUCUCCUGCAGGAGGGGGUCAGCGUUGGAGGUCGGAAGAUGGCAGUGAUACGAGACCAUAUGACAGGUCCUGAGACAGAGAUCCUAUUCAUUGACAUCCGGACCAAAGGCAGCGAGAGCUUGGCUCUCACGGUUGCCCUGACGACCAAGGCUCUGGUGUUUGUGAUGGGAAAACGAGGGGUGCAUGGCGGCAUAGUCAACAAGAAGGUGUGUGACAUGGCCAAGUACCUCCGCGAGAGGGGUGUGUGACAAUCUCCAUCCAUAUACUGGACCGCUGAAUCAGGAGGCAGUGGAUGGGCUUUCCUGCCUUCAAAAUAUCUUUCUUUAAAGGUCCGGUGCAGCCGUUUUAUCUCAAUAUCAAAUAAA
Oncorhynchus mykiss (rainbow trout) is the source of this 888-nucleotide messenger RNA. Its product is annotated as profilin-3. Gene Ontology annotation, cellular component: cytoplasm. Gene Ontology annotation, biological process: positive regulation of actin filament bundle assembly; actin cytoskeleton organization; regulation of actin filament polymerization. The record is from RefSeq and is a predicted model, not a curated record. Lineage: Eukaryota; Metazoa; Chordata; Actinopteri; Salmoniformes; Salmonidae. Gene Ontology annotation, molecular function: actin binding.